AUGACAGACGAACACGAACCAAUACCCAAUGCUCCCGACUCUACUACUGGGACCUUUGAGCCCGAGGAUUCCCAGAGUGAUGCCGAGAGCGCUGCAAGCAACCUAAGCACCAACCCCUACUGUGCUGGUCUUAAAGAAGAACUCCUCACCGCUCUCUCGAACAUCCAGGCCUCAGGAUCAUUCGCAUCGUUCGCUGGAAUAUCUAAUACCCCGCCGGCCCUGUUUGUCGAUGGAGUCGGCGACGUCACGAUGCCGCUCAGCGAGUCCCAGGCGCGCCAGUUGAUCGCAAGGGCACAUCAGGCGGCAUACGGCAAGCGAAGCGAAACUCUCGUCGACACAGCCGUCCGAAACACCUGGGAAUUAGAUGCAGAACAGUUCGCGUUUCGAGAUCCAGCUUGGGGGGGUUUCAUCAAGUCUUUGUGCGCCCAUACCUCCCAGCGUUUAGGUAUCAACACACCCACCAGGGCCGAGAUCCAUAAGAUGCUUGUCUACGAAAAGGGUGCCAUGUUCAAGGCGCACACGGAUGGCUGGUCUGACUAUGACCACAGCACGGAGAAGAUUCCUGGCAUGUUCGGCACGCUUGUAGUCAGCCUGCCGUCGGCGCACCAAGGCGGGGACUUGGUACUGAAGCACUGCGGCGAGAAGAAGGUCUUCAAGACGUCCGAAUGGGCGCAAGCCUUCGCCUGUUGGUACUCGGACGUGUCGCAUGAGGUUCUCCCUGUCACGUCGGGCUACCGCUGGGUCCUGACUUACAAUCUCGCGCUCGAUCAGACUCUGCCGCGUCCAUCGGCGACGGGCCUGCAGCGGUCCCAGUUUCGGCCUCUCCGUCAAACUCUAAGGCGGUGGCUGGCCGAGGACCAAGAGUCACGCAAACAGAAGUACCUCUACCAUGUGCUCGACCACGACUACACGGAAGCCAACGCCUCGCUCAAUGCAUUGAAGGCCCAAGAUUUGGCUCGUGUCCAAGCUCUCAAGGAGGCAUGCAGAAAACUCCCUGCCGACAUCUUCCUCGCGCUGCUGGAGAAGCAGGAGAUGGGGAGCGUUGAGGACGAUUACUACGACAGGGGUUAUCGCCGGCGCGGCUACUGGGACGACUACGACGACGAAGAUGAGUCCGGCUUUCAUACACUUGAGGAAGUUUUCGAAUUGAGCUAUAAAGUCAAGACUCUUGUCGACUUGGAGGGCCGUAUCGUGACAAAGGAUCUGCACCUCGAUGAAGAUGACAUUCUCGAAGAAGACUGUUUCGAGGAUCUCGAGGCGGAAGAAGAGUACGAAGGGUAUAUGGGGAACUCGGGACCAACGGCGACUCACUGGUAUCGCGUGACGGCCGUCGCCAUUGUCCCUCGCGACUCCGCCACCUCUUACUUCGAUUGUAGUAAGCAGACAUAUUGCUCUUUGUCACAUAACUUCUACUCCCCGAUCGGCUAUUACGCCCGAGCCUGCUUGCUACCACAGGCCGGGGAGUCUUCGGCCACUGCGCUUCUGAAGCUCUGGGAGCAAGCGUGGGGCGAGCGGAACAAGAAGCGCUAUGGCUCGCUAGAUGGAGAAGCCAUGCGGGACGUUCUCAAGGUCGCAGUACAGCGUGGACUAUAUGACUUGUUCGAAAAGGCUGCUGUCCGUCAUCAGGGCCUCCUAUUACCGGACUUCUUCAGCUGGGUGAGGCAGUGGUUGGGUACUGGUGAUGGUGAUCCCAAUGAACGGUUCAAUGCUAUUAAAAAGGGGUAUGUUGCUCAGCUGAACCGACUCGGAACAUGUUGUCGCCUUCGGAAGCUUAACAAUGGCAGAUUGUGCUUUGCUAUUUCGGGGUACCCUUAUUUCGCCGACCAUUUCAGGGCGAUCGCGAAUUUGGUGCCCAUUCCCGAGGAUGCUACCGCUUCGGACAACACGCACACACCCCGGCGCGUCCUCGGUUGGGUUCGUUCAACGCUCCGCUCUUGCCUGGAUGGUUGUGUGGGCAGAGGCCUCGGCGGAGAUGAUGGAACAGCCUUGGUUGACUCUGCACUUUACUUCAGUGACCCCUCCGCUUUUCUCUCGCAGACCGCAACGUCUAUAGUCGAUAGAAAACGAGACGCCGCGGCGUUCUGUCUAAGAUUUCUGGCUCGACUGGAACAGCAAAGCACCAAAGGUACCCUGCCUGUGGAAAGCUCUAUGAACCUCUAUCGGACCAUAACGAGCUAUUUCAUCCGUAUGGCGGAUUUUGAGCAGGUAAAAAGUGAGGUUAGAGUACGGGCAGCGGCUAAACGGGCACGCCUCAGUGGCACCGGACAAGAUACAAAAGCUCAACUCCGAACAGCCAUCAGCCAUGAAACGCUAGCCGACUUCUUCUCUACCAUCCUCAGGACAAGUGCAGAAGGAGACGGUCUCUUGGCGCAGCUCGUCUCCAAGCUCGUUGCAGAAGCUCCGGGGCUCCUUGGUCUCGAACUCCACUACUUCUGGCUGCCCUUCUUGCGGUCUCUCAUCCCCAUCCUCACAUCCAACGCCAUACCCCUUGAUACGGAACGCUAUCAGAAGCUCUUUUCAACCUUCUUCAAAGCUUACCUUGACAACUUCGUGGGGCUUGAGCCUGGAAACAACCAAGACCUUGUGCGGAAUGGUGUGCGCUGUUCCUGCUUUGACUGCGGGGUGCUAAAUGGCUUUCUUACUGAUCCGGCGCGGAUGAUCGGCCACUUCCCGGUCAAUAAACAGCGGCGUAUGCACCUGCACCGGCAGCUCGACUCUUCAGGUGUCGACUGCACUCACGAGACGGAGCGGUCGGGCUCACCACAGACUCUGGUGGUGACCAAGACUUUCCGACAUCAAGUGAAGAGGCAUCAGGACUGGGCGUCGCGUCGAACGCUGGCCGCCACAAAGAUCGGAAUUUUCGAACACGAUCACCUUAGACUGCUACUCGGCCCGGACUACUUUGCCAUUGUCCACAUGGAACGAAUCUCGGCGGCGCAUCAGGCUCGGGCCCCGGCCGCAGCGUCGACGACAGGCCAGCCUCGUCAGCCGUUGGCAGAUACCAGCCAACAAGGCACAUCGCAGCCGCCGGUUGUUGGAGAGAAGCGGAAGUUGCCGCCUGCGGAGUAUGAGAUCAUUGAUCUGACCAGCGACUAG
This is a messenger RNA of Fusarium falciforme, 3096 nucleotides long. RefSeq names its product 2OG-FeII-Oxy-3 domain-containing protein. The transcript is spliced from 5 exons. The coding region runs from base 1 to 3096 and encodes 1031 amino acids. The record is from RefSeq and is a predicted model, not a curated record. Lineage: Eukaryota; Fungi; Ascomycota; Sordariomycetes; Hypocreales; Nectriaceae.